AUGCCGAGCAGCGAGAAGCGCUCCGUAUCCGGGGCCUUCCGCGGGUUUCGCCGGCACAGCGACAAGGGACCCCCGGCGACAUCACCCCCCAUGCCGACGGUGGCAGCCACCCCGGCAACCCCCGACCUCAGCAACUCCCUAGAUACCAUCUGCUUUCCCAAAGUAUACGAGGAAGCAUGGGGCGGGCUAGAGGUCAACCGAACCGAGUUGGAGCGGGCGCGCAUCUUCCUUCUGCGCAUGGCCGUCAUGGUCAUCGACGGGCAGGCCAAGGCGGCCGAGUUGCGCGCCAUCGUGGGCGACGAGACCAACCGCACCGUCCCCGGGAUCGCGUGGGCCAUCCAGAUGCGCAUCUACGGCAACCGCCACGCCGACUUCGCCGCCACCCCGCUGCUGCAGGCAGUCCGCUUCAUGCUGAUCAAGGCCCGCGUCCCCCAGAGCGGCUUCACCGACCGGUCCCGGGCCGUGCUCGACUUCUUCUUCGACCCAACCCUACACCGCGACGUCGAGCCCGCCCCACCGGGCGAGAUGGUCCGCUACCCGUACCCGUCCGGCCGCCUCCGCGUGUGCAUCGUCGGCGGCGGGCCCACCGGCCUGGCCUCGGCCAUCUCGCUCGCCGAAAAGGGCCAGGGCAAGGUCGAAGUCCACGUCUGGGAGCGCCGCUGGGUCGUCACCGAGACGGGCACCGUCGACUACCCGCCCACCGCGCGCCGCCGCGACCAGGUCGUCACCCUGCAGGACUCCGUCACCACCCUGCUCAGCGCCCGCUCCUUCGAGGCCCUGUUCGAGGGCCACCCGGAGCGCGUGUGGCCCGGCUCGGCCAACAUCCAGAUCCGCAAGGUCGAGGACCGCCUGCUGAGCCGCUGCCAGACCGACGAGUUCCACGGCCUCAUUCACCUGCACGCCGAGGGCGUCACCAGGGAGGAGCUGGCCGCCGGCAAGUGCGGCGACUUCCAUGUGCUGCUCGGCACCGAUGGCGCCGCGUCGUGGGUGCGCAGGAACUACUUCCGCGGCUAUGAAAAGGAGCGCGGGAAGAGCUACGCGCUCGGCCUAGCGUUUGACCGUGGUUCCAAGGGCGGCCUGCCCUGGACACAGCCGCUCAACAUGUUCUUGACUCUCGGUCAGACGCGCUACCUGCUGAAUGCCAGCGACUUUGACGGGAAGGGCUACCUCAACAUGCAGCUGACCGAGGAGGAGUGGGAUAAGAUGGUCGGAGUCGAUGGGAAGCCUAUCCACUUUGGCAGCCCGGCUUGUUUCCGUCGCCCCGAUGGUAGUAUCCCGCCAGGGUUCGAACCCGGUCGCGUCUUUGCGCCAUCCGAGGAUCGGAAUUCGCCCCUCUGGAAGUCCAUCGAGGACGGGCUGAAGCUGUUUGGUUUCAAGGAAGAGGAGGUUAUCAACUUGGUACGCAUCCCCAUCGUGGUCCAGGCAGUGCGGGAGGGUGUGCAGCCCCUGCCCCUCGAGGACUCUCGCUUUGUUGCUCGCCCGCACGCUCUUGUGGCUGUGGCCGGUGACGCCGCCAUGACUGUGCACUUUUGGCCCGGCCGUGGCCUGAACAGCGGUAUCAAGGCCGGUCUUGCCCUGGGUGACGAGAUCUGCCACGCCCUCAAGAGUGGCAAGUUUGCGGGUCUCCAGAUCAGCGCUAUGAAGGAGUACAACGACUUCAUCAUGAAGUUGCAGGGCCGUGAGCACGACAAGCGCAGCAUCCCAAUCUUGAACCAGUCCGGGUCACCCGAGAUGCUGGGUUGGCUGUUGAAGAAGGCACAAGCUGUGCCAGACGAAGUUGCUAUCGAAUGGUUGGUGGGUGCAAUGACACAGAUUUGCGACCGUCUAGAGCUCCGUGACGAUUGGUAUUUCCCGCACGAAUCCAACAUCGAGGCCCAGAUCCGUAUCAUCCUGCGCCAACUCAAUAGCCUAACUCUGCGAGAAAUGGCCGUUAGCUUCCCGUGGCCUACCCGCGAGAUGGCCGGCGCCGAGGUCUUGCCCAUCCGCUCCAUGCGCCCCGAAGAGAAGCGCAAGUGGCUCCAGAACCUUUGGAGCCUGGUGAGAGAUGAGAAGAGCAAAGACUCAGCCCGUGGCCGGGGGCGAUCGACAUCCGCCUCCAACGCGAGAUUCGAGGCACCCCGGUUCCGGUCCAAGUCGCCUCUCGCCCCCCGCAGCGAGAGCCCCAGGCCAGAGACGCCACCACCGGCUUUUGCUGGCCCCGUCCCCCAGGUGCCCCCCAUCGCACCCGUCACUCAAAUGGAGACCCUCAGCCUCAACGGGGUUGCAAGGAACCGAUCUCUGUCCCCGUCUCCGGGCUCGCUCCGGCGGAGCAACGCGACCAACGCGACCAGGCGCUCGUCUCAGUCCGGACUGACUCCGGGCGCGGCCGCCAUUCCUCCCCAUGUUGUUGGACCCGAGCGCCCCCGACGGUUUAGCCACUCGCGCACGCUAACUGUGCCGACGGCUGGGGCGGACGGGAGCCUAAACUACUCGUAUUUGAGUGAUGGCGAGGAUUACAUGAGCAGCGGCGAUGAGAGGAACCCACGGUCCAUUCCGUCGACGCCGGGCUCCUCACCGCCGAGCAGGGGGGAUGGUGGCUUGACGAGGUUGCUGAGUGUUAGGAAGCCGAAUGACUCGUUCUUGGCUGAUGCUAUGUCGUUGGCGCUGUUCCGUGUCAACGAGGAUUGA
Molecule: messenger RNA, 2667 nt
Organism: Chaetomium fimeti
Lineage: Eukaryota; Fungi; Ascomycota; Sordariomycetes; Sordariales; Chaetomiaceae
Exons: 2
Coding region: 1-2667 (888 amino acids)
Source: RefSeq, a predicted model, not a curated record